Phragmites australis (common reed) is the source of this 1930-nucleotide messenger RNA. RefSeq lists its product as uncharacterized. The transcript has 3 exons. NCBI's taxonomy places the organism in Eukaryota, Viridiplantae, Streptophyta, Magnoliopsida, Poales, Poaceae. Bases 881 to 1765 code for a protein of 294 amino acids. The record is from RefSeq and is a predicted model, not a curated record.
GCGAGGAGUCGCCGGAGGGGCUCGCCGGCGAGUGGGGGUCAGCAAGUGGGGGCGGUGUGGGCCGAGUCGAUCCCGAGCUUUGGGCUGGUGCUCCUGGGACGGGGCGACCGCGUAAGGCUUCGCAAGGUCUCGAAAGAGAUUCUUCACGAAAAAAUAGACGGAUUCCCCAAUCUCGUACUUCCGCCGUCUCUUCGUUUCGUUCUUCUGCUUGUCGUCGUCUGCUUCCAGUCCCAGCCUCGCACCUCUUACGACAUCGCCGCUCGCCGGCCGGCCUCCACUCACCAAGCCGCCCACCUCCUCCCCUUCCACCCGCACCGGCAGCUUCUCUCCAGCGGUCUCGUGACUCGUGGUCCUCGCCGCCGUCGGCUAGCCAAGGCCCGAGGUGCUGACUAAGCACAGAAGCCUGUGUUGUCCCCUCAAGCUCCAAGAAGGCGAGAACAAUAGCCCGCCUCUUCCACGGCGGCAAGGAAGCGAGACGAGCCUACUCGAGACGAGCUCCAGCUUCACCGAGCCGCAUUCGAGCCUGCCUUGAAGCUCGAAGGUAGAAACAAGAUCGCCCGAGCUCGGCUCGAAUUUGUAUCGAGCUCGAGCCUAGGAAUCCGAGCUCGGCUCGUUGACAACCCUAACUCGGUUGUUCUUUGCGUCGCGCAUACCCUUUACCUCUUCCUCUGUUUCGUGCUUUCCUCUGUCUUCCUUCUUCCUCUUCCGUGGGCGGCGCGCAACUUUGCCCAACUCUUCACGGAAAUUCCCCGGGGUAUAUAUAUCCCACAGGGCGGCACGUUGGAUGUAGCUUCCACUCAUCCGCUACCCUGACCGCAUCCCGAUUCCGAGAACCUUCGUCGCGGCAGGUGAUGCUUUUAGCAAACUCAGACAUAGAACAAUGUCGAUGAGCUAUGAUGGGGAUCGAAGCGAGGACCGGCAAAGUGAGGAGGUUCAGUCAGCAUACAAAAGGUUCAAUGAGGUUAAUGAGGAGAUGGUAGUAAGGAGGAACUUUAGUUUGGGUCAUAGUGGAGAGCAAAAUGAUGAAAAUGAGUGGAGUUGGGUGCUCCAAGAUACAGAUGGUGAUCCUCUUGCUGAAUCAGUUUCUUCACUUCAUACGACACAAGAAGUCCUUGAAAGUGGGAUACAAAAACUGUCAGAACUUAACAAAGAGUUUGAAGCAGAGGAGUCCAGUUGUGGUAACAAAGACCAAGAUGUGAUCGUUUUACCGUAUACGGAGGUUGAUGUGUUGGAAAUGAAGAUGGAGCAUCUUGAACAGAAACUGAAAGAAGCAUCAAACACCAUCAGAGAAAAAGAUUUAAGGAUAUCCAAUCUUCAAAUAGUUAUCGAUAGUGCACACAGACCAAUGCUGGAGGACGACGCCGCUAACAUUGAUCAGUUGGAGAUGGAGGUCGAACGCCAACUGCAGGACAAAAUACAAGCCGAAAUUCAGUGUCUGGUGAUGGUGAAGGCAAGACAGAAUUGGCAAGUCCGGGCAGAGGAUCAGAUCGCCUUGGAGGAGCACAAGUUGUCUGCCGGGGACAACACGAAAAUGAUGCUCAAGCUGCGAGACACGGAGAACAAGAUCAUCAUGCUGAAGGAACAGGUGGACAAGCUGGAGGCCCGUGAGAAGGAGCUCUUUGGGACGACCGAAACCCUGAAGAUGCAAAGCAGAACCUUCGAAGUAUCCCUCUUUGGUCUCGUCCAGCUGAUAAUGCUGUGCCUUUCCUUGAAGAUGUUCUUCACACAAGUUUCAGUCCCUUUCGCUGACGUUGUACCAACGUGAUUUAGUUAGUGUUCUUUCAGUCUGUAAAUUCGCUUCACCUGGUUUGCAAUAUCUUAGGAGGUAUAGCUUCAAUACAGUUUAGUGCGCGCGGUGAUGUACAUAAAAAACUACGCAUAUUCUGUAAAAUAGAUCUGUGCAUAAAUUGGUUUCAAUUGACUGGUCGAA